Ctenocephalides felis (cat flea) is the source of this 399-nucleotide messenger RNA. Its product is annotated as maternal protein exuperantia-like. Bases 1 to 399 code for a protein of 132 amino acids. The record is from RefSeq and is a predicted model, not a curated record. The transcript has a single exon. Gene Ontology annotation, molecular function: RNA binding; protein homodimerization activity. NCBI's taxonomy places the organism in Eukaryota, Metazoa, Arthropoda, Insecta, Siphonaptera, Pulicidae. Gene Ontology annotation, biological process: bicoid mRNA localization.
AUGGAUACAACUGGACGGAGGUUAAUAGAUGAACUAUGCCAUAUAGCAGCAUACACUCCUACUAGCCAAUUUUCCCAGUACAUCAUGCCUUAUGCAAAUGUAAACCCAAGUGCCAGGCGAAGACAUAAUAUUCGUGUUACAACUGAUGACCGUUUCAGAGUUUUGAGAAGUAAUAUAAACAAUAAGGUUAUAAGAACAAAGUCAGAAAUAUUUGGGUUAAUAGAUUUUUUGAAUUGGCUUAAAGAAGUCAAGUCAAAGUCAGAUGGAGCAGGUGUAAUUCUCAUUUUCCAUGAACCCAAGAAAAUGGUAUCUUACAUGCUCUUAGAAGCUCUUCAACGUCAUCAUUUAUUUGAAAACUUUCAUGAAAUUGUUAAGGUUUUGCAAAUGGACAUGCAUUAG